Pyricularia pennisetigena is the source of this 1713-nucleotide messenger RNA. RefSeq lists its product as uncharacterized. Gene Ontology annotation, biological process: intracellular iron ion homeostasis; positive regulation of transcription by RNA polymerase II; intracellular copper ion homeostasis. The transcript has 2 exons. The record is from RefSeq and is a predicted model, not a curated record. Gene Ontology annotation, molecular function: DNA-binding transcription factor activity, RNA polymerase II-specific; RNA polymerase II cis-regulatory region sequence-specific DNA binding; copper ion binding. Lineage: Eukaryota; Fungi; Ascomycota; Sordariomycetes; Magnaporthales; Pyriculariaceae. Gene Ontology annotation, cellular component: nucleus. The annotation marks the transcript as partial.
CCCGGGCGCAACGUCGUGUGUCAUCAAUACGUCGCAGACAAGGACUUGUCAUCGACAGCACAAGAUGCCUAUCAUCAAUGGACUGAAGAUGGCAUGCCAUGUAUCCGUGGCCAUCGAUCUACGAAAUGCACACACGCCAAAGAGCGCUUGAUGGUACCGGUACGAAAACCAGGCCGACCUCUCAGUGUAUGCCCUCACCCACCUGGAAAAGCCUGCGGCUGUGGUGGAAUCACAGCUGCCAUUCCUCGAGCUCAGAAGUGUGGCUGCGGACCAGAUAGCAACUCAGAAACCCCGGCGUCGUCGAAGUCUGGGCCUGAAAGUUCAGUAGGCAAGGGUUGUACGUCGCCAACGAGACGCACAUUCCAAGUACAAAAGUCGGGCUCAUCAAGACCAAAUGGUCGCAAGCAGUCCUUUGACGUUUCAACCCUCGAAAGAAUGAACCCUGAGAACCUCAACAUAGUCCCACCGCCCCCGUACAAAAGCCCCAACGGAAAAUUUGGAAACAAUCCAGGUAGCAAUGGCGAGAAGUCAUUACCAAAAACUGUAACACAACCUUCUUUAGAAUUUUUGGGUUCAACUCCAGGCCUUUUUGAUGGAUAUAGCAACAACACGGAUUAUGCGAUAAGUCAGCGCAUUAACGGCGGGGAACAAAUUACUUCUCCGGUCAUUAAGGCGGAGACACCGCGACCACCUCAGACCAACGGAUCAUCGUCUUAUUUCAACGGAACACAUCCCAUAUCUAGCAGCGAAGAUCUGGGAUCGACUCCCCGAGCCGGGAGUACUCUGGAGAAUGACACGUUAAAUACGCCCUUGGAUGCGCCCCGGAGCUGUUGUGGCAGCAGAAGCAAGGCCACAGACGUGGAAUCACAAUCCAACGGCAGCGGGCCAAACGACCGGCACGCGCGGCCAAAUACCCUAGCGCUAUUGCCCAAUGGCAUGUCUCACAACCUCCCACAAUUCCAAAUGCAACAUGUCGCCCCAAAUGGCGCGGCGCUGAACGGUCUAGGUCCUGUGAAUCCUAUGAUGACUGCCUUUCAUCAAUCAAUAGCUCAGUCUAUGUACUUCCCAGCCCAGACAACAGAUCCGUCGAUUUACACAUACCCGCCAUUUUACGGCACCUACCAAUAUCCUAUACAACCAGCUGCUCACUGGAGACCUUCAAUGAUGAAUUAUGGGGCCCAGAACAUUGGGGGAUUACCUUUAGGGAGUUUAGCUCAGGGGUCUCCCUUGUCUGAGCCAUUAUCCCAUCAGUGUACUUGCGGCGACUCCUGCAACUGUCUUGGAUGCCCAGCACACCCUUAUAACGACGCCACACAAGCGUACGUCCGGUCUGCCAUGAACAGCAUGUCUGAGGGAUCUUCCAAAAACGGUCAGCCGCUACAGAACGGAGGCGAUCACAACAUCCAACUGCCUGCCGAAAACAUUUCGCCAGUCAUGCCGACAGCACCGCUCAAGUCAUCUUGUUGCUCUACGACACAACCAGAGCCGACAUCCACAUCGCACCCCUCAUCGCCGCCGCAGGCGCAGACCCCAUCGGAAGCAUCGGUGGGAAGUGAGGAUCAAGUACCACUUUCGGCGAGCGACUUCCUCUUUGUCACAUACCCAUUUGGAUGUGAGGGCGAAGUGGGAAGCUGUCUCUGCGGUGACGACUGCUCAUGUGUUGGCUGCCUAAUACAUGGCAACGGUGGCAACAGUUUGGACCAUGAUACAUGA